Daphnia carinata is the source of this 3248-nucleotide messenger RNA. RefSeq lists its product as uncharacterized. The record is from RefSeq and is a predicted model, not a curated record. Bases 5 to 2821 code for a protein of 938 amino acids. Gene Ontology annotation, biological process: protein targeting. Gene Ontology annotation, molecular function: ATP binding; ABC-type protein transporter activity. The transcript is spliced from 3 exons. Lineage: Eukaryota; Metazoa; Arthropoda; Branchiopoda; Diplostraca; Daphniidae.
AACAAUGGCGGACGAAGAAAAUGCCACUAUGAGUAAUUACAUCCCAACACCUAAGUCGCUUAAAAACAGCGACGAAGUCAUCGAGGAAAUAAGAAAUUGGAUUGUUCGAUUAGACUUCAAUUCAAAAUUUCACGAAAAUGCCGUCAAACAUAUCGAAGCUGUUGAGAAACGACGACUUUCCUGUUUGGAAACGACUUUAGUCGAGAGACAAUAUGUUAAAGUCGUAUUGGAAAUGUGGCUGAGAGAGGGUUUACGAAAGGCCUUUGAUUACCUAAAUGAUGAAAAAAUCGAAAUCAGCGUCGAAAUGCCCACUUUAUUGAAAGAAUUGAAUUCCAUCAAUUCAUUCAAAGAUAUUGUCAAAUUCAAACUAAAUGAAGCGACGUGCCAACUGACAAAUUUGUGUGACGCAAGAUGUCAAUAUUUACAACUCAUACUCGAUCAGGUGGAUCUUUUCAAAAACACGCCACGUUUCUCGAUUCUUGUCUCCGUUUAUUUCAAUCAAUUUAAAACAUCUUGCAUUGACAAAGUGUUUUCCAAGUCUCUAGAUGAUGUCACGAAAGACCAAAGAAAUGGCAAGAGAAAUCAGGAACUUAUACUUGCAUUAAAUGCGCUAUUUCGAGACGCCAGUGAAAACCUAAGAAUUCAAAAUGUUUUGGAGAAAAACUUCGAGGGAAAUGACGCCGAGGAUUUUGAUGAUGCAAACGGGAAUGACUUGAUCAACCAAUUGGUGAAUAUCUUUGAAAGUUGCUGUAACGGGACUGAAAAUGAAUCAUCGAAUUGGUUGAAUCAGUUAAAAUCAGAAAAAGAAUGGACACCUAAAUUGCAUGUCUUGGUCAAAGAGACGUGCAAGGCAUUCCUGUUACCUAAGACGACGACCAAAGUCAAAGACGAAUAUGGUAGAAAAAUAAUAUUCGUUAAAGGUGCCUCGGUCUUUGUUAGCAAAAUUAUUGACGAAAUGAAACGACUGAAAGAAGAAAAUCCCGAAGUGCAAGAAAUUCGGCUUGUCGGACUAUCAUCCGUUCACGUCGAUUUCCACCUGGAGAAUGAAAUCUGGUACGGAACGAAUGUGGGAAUCGUUGCUGAUAAAAUUUUUGUAGACUACGAAGUCUGUGGGAAUGGUCUGUUGGAAUCCCAGGUUUCUUGCGUCUGCUGGGAUGUUUCAGGCAAAAACGGAGAGCCUGGUCGACCGGGUAUGAGCGGCGGCAACGUACACAUCAUUUGCAAUGAAAUGUUCAACGCCAAACGAUGGAAGGUUAUUUCUGAUGGGGGCAAAGGAGGUGACGGGCAAAAUGGCAGUAACGGGAAAAGCCAACGAGAAGAAGAGGCUCAAAAAUGGUCCAAAGAAUAUUUCAAUCAAUUAUUUCCUUCCAUGUCGACAUUCGAAACGGGAGAACAAAGAAAAGACAUGGCUACGAACGAUGCAGUUAAAACAGUUCUGAGGACGCUAAACGAGUUGUUGCCAGUUGACAAUCGACAAUACGGCAAAGAUGUGCAACCAGACAAUCCAGGUAAUUUUUUCAUCGACGGCACUGCGAAAGAUGGCAGUGAGAUCACCGUCUCGUACUAUCAGUCCAAAACAAAACGACACACACUUAUUCUCUGCCAAGGAAGCAGCAUUGGACAAGGGGGAUUUGGAGGUAACAUUGUCUUUGAAUACAUGACCGAAAGAAACUCGGUUCCAACAGAAGCUGGCAUUCCGGUCGUUGGGAAGGAAAACCGUCAACCAAGGGCUGUGCGAAUGGGUGUCUACCAAGCAAUGGGUUCUGAUGGCGAGAUGGGAACACCUGUAGGCGACGUUGGUUUCAUCCACAGGCUAGAUACAUCUGAGGCAUCUGCAAACCAAAAUCUGACAGGUUAUUACAUCGGCUUCGAAAAUGAUGUUAGCCUUGAAACGAAACGCGAUGGUAAGAAACCUAAAAAGCAGCCAAACGAUCCUGAUAACUAUUACGUAAAAAAAAAGAAAGACGAAUAUGCGUCGAUUGCUUACCGUGGUCUACCCGCAUACGGCCAAGCACAACCACUGCGUUCGACGGUGCUAAAUGCCACGAAAAAGAAAGCCAUCGUUCGCCAAAGUCUUGCCCAGCACGUUGUUCAAAUGGACGAGCGGAAGCAGAUGACACAAUGUCUUCACGAAAAAUUAUCCAAGGACUGGGAGGAACAAAAGUUGACAGAAAAUGUCGACGAUUUAGUCAAUCAAAUGGUAGGCAAAGAAACUCAAUUUUAUCAAUUAACGUCUCAGUACAGUCGGGGCCUUGAGAACAUUGCCUCGAUGACUUUUGUGAAACCGGCAUUAAAAAAGAAAGUGGAUGUGAACGGCGUACCAGACACUUCUCGCUCUUUAUUCGGCCAACGGUCAAUUGGACGUCGUCCAGUGGAUUUCCGGCAAAAAGCACCUGUUGAAGUUCGAUGUCUCGAUAUGCUGCCAACAAUGAGCGGCGCUGAUAGUGCUAUACACAGCAUUUUCGGUCAAAUGAAUUCAAGUGGAUUGUUUGUUUGCAAUAACGUGAAAAUAUUUCGCCAACAUCUAGCAACAUUCAUUCGGCAGAAUGCGACACGCCCUAAUGAUUCAUCAGACGACAUCGAAAGGUUUGAAUUCCAUCAGGAAAUGAAAAAUUAUGUCAAAGUCUCAGAUUUUGUCGAGCAGUUUGUACUCCGUGUGCAAAAGAGCAACGCAUUAGAUUACCCCGUAGCUUUUGACGUGAAAAAUGCUUAUUCAGAUUUUCGACGGAUGAACAAUAAAGAAAAUGAAUUCGACUGGCAAAACGCGAAAGAAAAUCAAAAUUUAUUUGAAGAAUACGCCAAGUUUGUUGAGACACUAUAGAACUCACUGGAAUCGGCUGAACUGGAAAUGCUAGCAAUCAUCCACUGUCUGUCCAUCCAUGUUUACACUGAUCAACUAUCAUCCUUCAAGUUUAAGGGAACAUUGAAUGCUGGCGAUCUUCUCAGUACUACAUGUAAGCUGUUGCCUUUACGCACGUACGAAACAGGAAAAAAUAGGGACGUUGGGAAAAACUAGGAUUGUAUUUUGGCGUAUGGUUGCCAGUGCACGAGAGAAAAAUAACAGGUAGUGGUGACUUGUUGCGAGCAGGUUACCACGCGAGUUUGUUGGAAUAGACAGUUCGACACGAAAGGAAAUACUAGUUGCCAGCUAGUAUUAACACAAAGAAAGGAAUUCGAGUUAGCUAAGUACUGGUUGCCUGCCAGUACUUGAGCGAAAAACGAAGAGAAAAAACAGGACAAGUGAUGGA